Messenger RNA from Pyrus x bretschneideri (Chinese white pear), 3487 nucleotides. Its product is annotated as subtilisin-like protease SBT6.1. Gene Ontology annotation, cellular component: Golgi apparatus. Gene Ontology annotation, biological process: proteolysis. Gene Ontology annotation, molecular function: serine-type endopeptidase activity. The record is from RefSeq and is a predicted model, not a curated record. Lineage: Eukaryota; Viridiplantae; Streptophyta; Magnoliopsida; Rosales; Rosaceae.
CAGAAGAAUAAGAGACAAGUUAUAACUGACGAUUAACAGAUAUUCUCUGGAGCGACCCGAAUUCUCUCUCUCCGAUGCGAGAGUUUUCCCGCCAAAUCAAUGAAUCCUCAGCUCCGCCAAUCUCUAUAGCGCCGCCGUCGCCAUGACCGCUCCUCCUCCUCGCGCCACCACGUCAUCGCUCUCUCUUCUCUUCGUCGUCAUCUCCAUUUCAGUUUCCAUCUCCAUCUCUCUCCUCCAUUUCAGACCCCAAAAUUCCCCAACCCUAAACCGAAACCUUCCCCCAAAUUCGUCGCGUCCCCAGGCCAACCGCCAAAGGUACGUCGUUCGAUUUGUGGAGUACAGGAGGGCGGAGGAGUUCCGAGAGUAUUUAAAAUCGUGUGUGCGAUCCGAUGGGUGGGAUUGGAUCGAGAGGAACAACCCAGCGAAGAAGUAUCCGACGGAUUUCGGGUUGGUUUGGAUAGAAGACUCGGCGAAAGAAAGGCUAUUUUCGGAAAUGGGGAGGUUGGGAAUGGUGAAGGAUGUGAAUGCGGAUCUGAGGUAUGGAAGGGGUUUGCUUGCUGAGGGGAAAAGGGACAGAGUUGGGGCUUUUGUCGAUGGGAAGAAGCGGCCAGGGAAGAUCUUGACGGGGAUGUCGUUCAGUGAAGCCGGCGGCAAUGCAUUUUACUCCGCCACAAGCAAUUCUUCGAUUAGCUGGAGAAGGCAGCUCAUGUCUCAGGUGGUUCUUGAUUCCCUUGUGUUUGGGGCUGAGUCCCUUUGGGAAAAAGGUUAUACUGGUGUAAAUGUCAAAAUGGCCUUCUUUGACACUGGAAUUCGAGCUAAUCACCCGCAUUUUCGUAAUAUCAAGGAGCGCACAAACUGGACAAAUAAAGAUACUUUAAAUGACAACCUUGGGCAUGGGACAUUUGUUGCUGGUGUUAUUGCUGGUGUAGAUGCAGAGUGUCUUGGUUUUGCUCCUGACACAGAGAUUUAUGCUUUUCGUGUGUUCACAGAUGCACAGGUAUCAUACACAUCAUGGUUCCUUGACGCUUUCAACUAUGCAAUUGCAACCAAUAUGGAUGUGCUAAAUCUGAGUAUUGGUGGACCUGAUUAUUUGGACCUCCCAUUUGUAGAGAAGGUUUGGGAAAUAACUGCAAACAACAUAAUUAUGGUUUCGGCAAUUGGAAAUGAUGGACCACUUUACGGCACUCUAAACAAUCCAGCAGACCACAGUGAUCUCAUUGGCGUCGGUGGCAUUGACUACAGUGAUCACAUUGCUUCUUUCUCGUCACGUGACAUGAGUACAUGGGAGAUGCCUCAUGGUUAUGGUCGGGUGGUGAAGCCAGAUGUUGUUGCAUAUGGACGGGACAUCAUGGGAUCCGAGAUCAGUAAAGGCUGUAAAAGCUUAUCAGGCACAAGUGUGGCAAGUCCUGUGGUUGCUGGUAUGGUGUGUCUUCUUGUCAGUGUUAUCCCUGUGAGCAUUAGGAAGGAUAUUUUAAAUCCAGCAAGCAUGAAACAAGCACUCGUUCAGGGUGCUGCGAAGCUUUCUGGUCCAAAUAUGUAUGAGCAGGGUGCAGGCAGGGUUGAUCUGUUAGAAUCAUAUGAAAUCCUCAAGAGUUACCAACCUCGUGCCAGCAUCUUUCCUAGCACUCUCGAUUAUACAGAUUGCCCUUACUCUUGGCCCUUCUGUCGUCAGCCCCUUUAUGCAGGUGCCAUGCCUGUUAUCUUUAAUACUACCAUUCUAAAUGGGAUGGGUGUAAUAGGCUACGUUGAAAGUCCACCGAUGCAUCCUUCAGAUGAUGUAGGGAAUCUUCUAAGCAUUCACUUUACUUAUUCUGAAGUUAUUUGGCCUUGGACUGGUUAUUUAGCACUUCACAUGCAAAUUAAGGAUGAAGGGGCACAAUUUUCUGGAGAGAUAGGAGGCAAUGUUACUCUUAGGGUAUACAGUCCUCCAGCUCUAGGAGAGAUGGAUCAUCGGAUGAGUACUUGUGUGCUUCAGUUGAAAUUGAAAAUUGUCCCAACUCCACCAAGAUCGAAACGAGUUUUGUGGGAUCAGUUUCACAAUAUUAAAUACCCUCCAGGUUAUAUCCCUAGAGAUUCUUUGUAUGUCCGUAAUGAUAUUCUUGACUGGCAUGGGGAUCACCUGCAUACGAAUUUUCACAUUAUGUUCAACAUGUUACGAGACGCUGGGUAUUAUGUCGAAACACUUGGUUCGCCAUUUACUUGCUUUGAUGCUCUCCGGUAUGGGACACUUCUUCUUGUAGAUCUUGAAGAAGAGUACUUCCAGGAGGAGAUUGAAAAGCUUCGAGAUGAUGUUCUUAAUUCUGGACUGGGACUAGCGGUGUUUUCUGAAUGGUAUAAUGUGGACACAAUGGUGAAGAUGAGAUUCUUUGAUGAUAACACAUGGAGCUGGUGGACUCCAGUCACUGGUGGCGCAAAUAUUCCAGCAUUGAAUGACCUUUUAGCUCCAUUUGGGAUUGCAUUUGGAGAUAAGAUUCUGAAUGGUGUUUUUUCUAUUAAUGGUGAGCAUAGUCGAUAUGCAUCUGGAACGGAUAUUGUGAGGUUUCCACGCGUUGGUUAUUUGCACAAGUUCCCUUUAGUUGAUAGCUCUGAGAGCGGGGCCACUCAAAAUGUACUUCGGACUCCUGAGAUGACCACGGCAGAUUCUCCCAUUCUUGGUCUUGUGGAGGCGGGUGAAGGUCGUGUUGUAGUCUAUGGAGAUUCUAACUGUCUGGACAGCAGUCAUAUGGUGACAAAUUGUUAUUGGCUCUUGAGGAAAAUAUUAGAUUUCACGGGUGGAAACAUCAAGGAUCCCGUGCUUUUCUCAAACUCGGUUAAACAAAAUUCACCUUUACAUAUAGAAGACAACCAAUUACCGUCUCGUAGAACUGACGUGAAUUUUUCUACAUAUUCUGCUGUUAUGGGAAGGGAAUUGAUGUGUGGGAGUGACUCUGUAUUUGAAAUCUGGGGGACUAAAGGUUACAGUUCACAGGUCAGGGGAACAAACAGAAGAUUACCGGGCUAUUCUGUGGUUGACUUGGAUAGAGGUUUAAAUUCUACAGCCGAUACUUCAAAUUUGAAGCACACCCAGUUGACUGUGGAAAAUAGAAGUGAUCCUUUGGGAUACUUGGGCCUGUUCUAUGGGGACGAGCUUGACAUGCCUGUGUUAGUUCCUACUCAUUGGUAUGUUCCUGCAAUCAUUCUUGCAAUUGGUCUUUUGGCAUUUUUGAGCUUUUGGCGAAUCCGACAGAAGCGCUGGUGGCGAAGGAAAGGAUCUGGUUCUGGUCGGUAUUCUAAUUUGUAGUUCCAGAUGAUUUUUUUUUUUUUUUUUUUGGUAACGUGAAUUCGCUAAUAUAAGAUUCUUCGAGCUAGCGCAAAACCGAACGCAAUGGCAUUCUAGGAUUUAUACUGCCCAACCCAUAAGGUUUGGUGGUUGUAAGGAAUUUGGUACAAACAAAUUUUGAUUUUCUUUAAUCUAUAUGUAUUUAUGCUAAUCAUGAGUAUUAGGCAA